UGACAUCAAAUUUUGCAAUAUACUUCAUAGCAUGCUUUUGGUUGAUGACAGUGCGACAGUGGCUCUUGCUGCUGCCUUACAGCAACAAGUCCCCUGGUUUGAUUCCAGUUUGGACUGCUCAAAAAUAGUCUGCAUUUUGGAACACUCCCACGAGGUCUUUCCUUCUAUCAUCACCAAUCCUUUUUUUUAUCCAAAUGCCAAACUUUCAGUCCCACGUGAAGAUGUGAUGUAACAUUUGAAACCCACCAGCAGAGGGUGUGUGUAUAUGUGUGUGUGUUCACGCGCACCACUCCAUCUGUUCUGUGACCGUAACAAGUUGUCUUUCUAAAAAUGACUCUCACAGAAAUUCGCUCUCUCUUCCACGUGAGGCGAUGGCGAUGAUGAUAAAAGAUGACGCUCUAACUCACGCGUUUGAGUGUGUGUGUGUGUUUGGCAUGAAUGAAUCAGGGAGGCAUCGUGGUCCUCCUCCUCUGUCGUGACAUUCAUUCAGGAGAAAGUGUGUGUGUGUGUGUGUGUGUGUGUGUGAUGUCGCUGACUCACAGGGAAAUUCCUGUGUGGUGGUGGAGGGAGGGAUCAAAUGGACACCCAAGUAUAAUUAGUGUAUUUGAGGACUGCAGCUCACAAGCAGCAGACCCGAGGCCUGAGGUGAUCAACAUAGAGCAGCUCCUGGGAGAAAGAGAGCUUGAUGGAAGCAGAUCCGCACCGACUGACUUAGUGCGCGCCACCUGUUGCCUUUGCGGGACAUCGCCAUGACUUCCGCUUCUCUCCCCGCAGCACUUUUCGCUCUGACCGUCGUCGUCCAUUUCUGUCCAUCAGGCUCGCUGGUCCUCCAGUCGGAAGUUCCCGCGGGCAUCCAACAGGGGGCAGAGUCCCCCAAGUGCGCCUCUUGCACCGUAGGCCAGGUGAGGAAGAACUCCAGCGAUAUGGUCGACGCGGUCAAGCGUCACAUCCUCAACAUGCUCCACCUGAGCACACGACCCAACCUGACGCAAACGCUUCCUCGCGCCGCGGUUCUCAACGCCAUCAAGAAACUGCACGUGGGCCGCGUGGCCAACGACGGCAGCGUGGACGUCCAAGUGGACGGGACCGACCCCGAGGCGCCCGCCGCCGCCGAGGUCAUCGCCUUUGCCGAACCCGGCGAGGCCGGGAACACCCUGACCUUCGACCUCUCCAAGGAAGGCGGUAAGGGGGCGUCGGUGGAGAAGGCCGACCUGUGGAUCUUCCUCAAGGCGUCGAGGGGAAGUCGGGCCAAAGGCAAGGUGAAGCUGCAGCUCCACCAGGCUGAGCGGGACGCGCCCGUCUCGGAGAAGAUGGUGGACACGCGUCGGAGCGGCUGGCACGUCCUGGCCGUGCCGCGCUGCGUUCAGUCCUGGCUGGACCGAGGCGACGGGCCGCUGCGUCUGGGGCUGUCCUGCCCGCUCUGCGCGGGGGCCGGCGCCGCGCCGGUCCUGUCUUCCGCCGGCGGCGACCAAUCCCACCGGCCCUUCCUCAUGGUGGCGCUGCGCGCCGGGGAGGAAGCGGCUCGGCGCCGGACGGCUCGCAGUUUGGAGUGCGACGGCAAAACGCGCACGUGCUGCAAACAGCAAUUCUACGUGAGUUUUCAGGACAUCGGCUGGAGCGACUGGAUUAUCGCGCCGUCCGGUUACCAUGCCAACUACUGCGAGGGAGACUGUCCCAACCACAUGGCGAGCGUCGGCGGCUCGGCGCUCUCCUUCCACACCGCCGUCAUCAACCAGUACCGCAUGAGGGGCUCCGGACCCUUCCAGAAUGUCAAGUCAUGUUGCGUGCCCACGCGGCUGCGCGCCAUGUCCAUGCUGUACUUUGACGACGAGCAGAUGAUCGUCAAAAAAGACAUACGCGAUAUGAUCGUGGACCAGUGCGGCUGCUCGUGAAAACGCACGUGACAGAGCGGAUCAAACGGAGGAUUUGAUCGAGCCGCUCUUUUCCACAUUGGAAAGCAAGCGGGGAGUUCAUCAAAACUGACAAACUAUGAUGUCGUUCAUUUGAUCCCUUUUUCAUUUGGACUUUGUGUCAAAGUCUCGCCGGUGGACGGUUGAACGCUUGCAGACGACCGACUGGACGUCGCAGAGGAAGGAAGCCAAAGAUGGAACGUUGGCUUGUGAGAGAAUUUUCAAAACCCUUCACAUGACAAUGAAGAGUGUUUUGGUGCAUGUCCACCCCCCCCCAACCCCCCGCCCCUUGCCCCCAACGCCCCUCGAUUGACAAGAAGUGGAUGUGCUGGUCAAACGAAAGUUUCCAGACUGAAGAAGCAGGCCAGCCAAAAUUGGUCACCGUGGCAACGAUGUGUUUGUUCACUGACCUACAAACUCAUGGCUGAGUCGAGGACUUGAUCUCAGACAAAGAGGGCAACACAAUGCAUCGUGGGUAGUGGAACAUGUGGCAAUAAUAGCAAUGAAAUAUUCUUAGGAUGGCAUAAUUCUCCCCAAAAGGCAACAUGACGUCUCGUUCCAAAGUGUGUACGUACGCACAGCAUUGUGGAAUGAUUUGACGGCUAAUCGUAUCAAACUUUACGUUCACGACCCUUUUGAUGCACUUUGAACGCACUUUUCUAUCGUGUGCCAAGCACAAGUGGCAAGUGUGGACUUGCACUUCUAUUAGCGCUUUAUCGUCAACUUUGGAAGCAUAGUGCACAAGUAGGUUAGUAAGGCGCCUCGAGGUCACUGAGGUCAAAUGCUGGUGCACUCGCAUGCUCUAGUUAUUCCUCAUAAGACAAGAAAUAUAUACUGUAUAUCUUUUUUUUUACAUGUUGCACAAGAGGGGGAAAAAAAGCUGUUUUAUUACUCUGACAUCAUGUUCCAGUCUUGACUAACUUCCACUCGUGCUGUCUCACUAGUGUGACACCUGCUAAUUUGGGACUGAAAGUGGUCAAAUAAAUGAUUGUUUUGUAGAAA
This is a messenger RNA of Hippocampus zosterae (dwarf seahorse), 2912 nucleotides long. Its product is annotated as inhibin beta A chain-like. The transcript is spliced from 2 exons. The record is from RefSeq and is a predicted model, not a curated record. The coding region runs from base 750 to 1892 and encodes 380 amino acids. Gene Ontology annotation, biological process: BMP signaling pathway; SMAD protein signal transduction. Gene Ontology annotation, molecular function: growth factor activity; cytokine activity. Lineage: Eukaryota; Metazoa; Chordata; Actinopteri; Syngnathiformes; Syngnathidae. Gene Ontology annotation, cellular component: extracellular region.